This is a messenger RNA of Harpegnathos saltator (Jerdon's jumping ant), 1438 nucleotides long. RefSeq names its product Jumonji domain containing 5. Bases 145 to 1413 code for a protein of 422 amino acids. The record is from RefSeq and is a predicted model, not a curated record. Lineage: Eukaryota; Metazoa; Arthropoda; Insecta; Hymenoptera; Formicidae. The transcript is spliced from 8 exons. Gene Ontology annotation, cellular component: nucleus. Gene Ontology annotation, molecular function: histone H3K36 demethylase activity.
UCUUCGUACUAUCGAAGGAAUUCAUAAAUCUAAGACAACUUUUUAAAUAUACAAUUAAUUGCAAAUACGAUAAUUUUUCUGAGCGAUUCGUAAUUUCUGGUGCGAUAAUAAAUAAUUACUGUAAGCUGAAGCAAAAUUAGGAGAAUGGCUAGUACUUCUACAAUAAAGAUUCCUUGGGAGCUAUUAGUGGAAGAAUUGAAGAAUAUACCUGUUGAGAUAAGACUAUACGUAUCAUCAAUAAUCAAUGAGUUGCAUACAUCUGAUAAAAAAUUAACAUCGGAAAAGUGGAUAAGCACUUCAAUAACAAAGAUAGAAGCUUGUUUAGAUCGCACAUGGGAAGCAUUGAAUUCAGGCUACUGGAAAGAUGUCCCUAUAGAAUACAGAUAUUGUUAUUCUUUAUGCAUUAUUAUGAAGGUAAUACUGUUAAAACUUGAAUAUGAAGUGAAUGCUGAGAAUUUUACUGAAAAAGAGAAAAAAGCUGCAUUAAAAAAUAUUAUUAACCAAAUUGACAAAGGUAUUCUGUUAGGCGCGCCUCUUUCCAGUACACCAAAUUUGCUAACAACUAUUGCUGCAGAGCUGAACAGCUAUUGUGUUGACAAUGUGUUUUCAUUGAACGAAUCUAGUGGCAUAAGUUUAAAGGAAAUUGCAAUCGAUGAUCAAAUUAAUGAUAUAAUCUUGCCCGGAUUUUCGGAAGUAAUACAUUAUGCGGAGCCUUCGAUGGAGUCAUUUUAUAAAGAAGUUUUUAUGCCGAAAUGCCCAGCCGUAUUGAAAGGUUGCAUGAAACACUGGAAAGCAUUGACAUUAUGGAAGAAUCCUGAUUAUCUAAAUAAGAUCGCUGGAUCUCGGAUGGUACCGAUCGAAAUCGGUUCCCGUUAUACUGAGGAGGAUUGGACGCAACAUCUUGUUAGUUUCUCGGAAUUUUUGCAAAAGCAUAUUAUUAUGAGCGAUAGUCAAGUCGGUUAUUUGGCGCAACAUCAACUUUUCGAACAGAUACCAGAAUUAAAAGAAGAUUUCGGAGUGCCCGAGUAUUGUAGUUUUUCGGAUAAUCAAGAUAAUGACCAGGACAUGGAACCGCCUGAUAUAAAUGCAUGGUUCGGACCUAGUGGCACAGUAUCGCCCUUGCAUUAUGAUCCAAAAAAUAAUUUGCUCUCUCAGGUAUUCGGUUACAAAAGAAUUAUUUUAUAUCAUCCGGACGAAACAAACAAUCUGUAUCCGUAUACCACAAAGUUACUAAACAAUACGGCGCAGACAGACCCAAUAAAUCCAGAUUAUAACAAGUGGCCAAAUUUUCGUAAAGCUAAAGGCUUCAUGUGUUACUUAAAACCUGGAGAAAUGUUGUAUAUUCCGCCAAAGUGGUGGCAUCACGUAACUGCCCUCUCUCCGAGUUUUUCAAUUAGCUUCUGGUGGAGUUAAUAAUAUCAUUUUGUAUAUAAAUGUA